CAUCCUUCGCCUCCCUUUCUCCAAACCCGUGCGUAAUGGUAGAGCGGAGGAUGAACUCUUUAGUGAAAUGGGCGCUCGGCGUCUUCGUACUCGUCUCCAUCAUCCUCAACAUCGUCCUGAUUGGCAUCCACUCCAGCAGGGCGCCCAAAUGCUCCGCUCAGCGUGUCCACCCGCUGAAGCGCAAACACGACGAUCGCAGCCUCGCGUUCGCCGACCUAACCCGGGAGGAGUAUCUGCAGGUCCAGGAGUAUUUGCUAAGACAAAAAGACUUGGACAUAUCUACCAACCAGAUCACCAAGCCGUCCGAAAAUUUCUUGUUUUUAAUAGAGCUAUCCCUGCCCAAGAAAGCGGACGUGCUGGCUUACUUGGACGGGAAAGGCGCAAACCCGACCAGAGAGGCGACGGCGGUGGUCUUCCACGGCAAACUCGGCUACAUUAAGGAGUACGUAGUGGGGCCUCUUCCCAACCCGAUAUACCACAGAGAUGUCACCGAGGAGCGUUACAAGACGGAGCUCCCUAUCACUGCGCGCACGGUCACCGUCGGGGAAUAUAGCUUGAUGUUCAAAUUUCUGGAGCAAAUCUUCUCCAAGCUGGGGAAGCUGAUGAAAGAGAGCUUCGACGUGGGUCUGGACAAGAAUCUGAACGCCUUCGAGCAGAUGCCCCGUGGGGUCCGAUCCGGGGACAGAAAGACUUGGAUAUCUUUCUUCAGGGACAUGGCCGGUAUGUACAUCCACCCAGUGGGCUUUGAGGUGCUGCUUAACCACGAGAGCGUAAACGCGUCCGACUGGACAGUGGAGCGGCUGCUUUACAACGGCCAAUACUUCCUCACCGUGGAGGAACUUCAACAGAAAUACGAUGCGGGGUCUGUUAAGAAAAUAGUUUACAAGGAGUCGCCUGACUAUGGGUCACUGAAGCCCAGGAACAAGCCUCUGCAGAUCGGCCCGCAGUUAUUUUACGCAGAGGGGAAGCGCUACAGCAUCAGUCAUAACCACGUCCUGUACCUGGACUGGAGCUUCGCCUUCGGACUCAGCUCUCUCACGGGCAUGAGGGUGUUCGAUGUGCGCUUCAACGGCGAGAGGAUCAUCUACGAGCUGAGCGUGCAGGAGGCCAUGUCCGUGUACGGUUCGGUGACUCCCGGGAUGAUCCUGACCAAGUUUCUGGACUCGAGUAUCGGGAUUGGGCGCUUCGCGCACGAACUGGUCCGCGGCGUGGAUUGCCCCUACGAGGCCACCUACGUGGACACGUACCGCUACAUCGACGUCCCGGCUCCGGUCAGGUUUAGGAACUCAAUCUGCGUGUUUGAGCACAACAUGGGUCAGCCCCUGCGGAGGCACUUCUCGGACUUCUUCCACAACAGCUACGGAGGGAUGGUGAACAGCGCCCUGGUUUUCAGGACCAUAACCGCUAUUGGGAACUAUGACUACAUGUGGGAUUUCAUCUUCUACCAGAGUGGGUCAGUGGAGGCCAAGGUGCACGCCACCGGUUACAUCUCCUCUUCCUACUUGGUGGACGGCAGCCGGAGACACGGCCACCAGGUGGCGGGGAACGUGCUGGGGAACAUCCACACCCACUUUAUCAACUUCAAGGUGGACCUAGAUGUGCUGGGUGUGAAUAAUUAUUUCCAGACGAAAGAUAUGGAAUAUGUCAAUGUGUCGCUGCCGUGGAUGUCCGACCGCUACGCUAUGGUCCCUCAGCUGGUGGAGAAGCAACUCACAACAGAACAGGAGGCCGCUCUGCGCUACGACACCAAGACUCCUCGCUACCUCCACAUCACCAGCAACAAGACAAACCGCUGGGGUCACCAGCGCUCCUACAGGCUGCAGGUGUUCAGCUUCACCGGGGACCACCUCCCGGAGAGCCAGCCCGAGGAGAGGGCCAUGUCCUGGGCCAGGUAUAAGGUUGCCAUCACCAAGCACAAAGACUCAGAGCAGACCAGCAGCAGCCUGUACAGUCAAAACAACAUCUGGUCUCCAGCUGUGGACUUCAGCAAGUACAUUGAAGACAAUGAAAGCAUCGAAGACGAGGACCUGGUUGCCUGGGUGACCACCGGCUUCCUCCACAUCGCUCACUCCGAGGACAUCCCCAACACGGUGACCGUGGGCAACGGGGGCGGGGUCCUGCUGCGGCCCCACAACUACUUUGACGAGGACCCAUCCAUCCACUCUGCUGAUGGGGUGUACAUUGCCCCGGGCAGUGAGGACAGCUGUGACAACAAUAGGAUGGCCUGCCUUGCUCAAGAGACCUGCAGCCCUGUCCUUGAACCCUUCACCUACCACGGCUUCGAAGGAGUCAUGAAGUUUGAGGAUUCGGUCUGAUUUGUUGUGCACUGCUCGGUGUUAGCCCUAAUCAACUCAGAGAUAUGCGUGGGUUUAUUUACCGAUCUAUCAAGAAACUUGUGUCAAUGUUAACGUGUUUAACAUUUUGGGGCGGCACAUUAUUUGUGCUUUGUGUGCGAUGGGCAAGAAAUUGCGUGAAGGAAUUUUUCAAUGUUUUGGAAAAUGUUUGUUCCUGAAAGUGCGUUGAGAAGGUCAAUACCACUCUCAUAUUUGUGCGUUAAGUACAAAGCUGGAGUCAGGACUUGGUUAGCCUAGCUUAGCAUAAAGCAUUUAGCCUGGCUCUGUCUAAAAUGAACUACCAACACCUUUAAAACGUGUUAUCUAACACGCUGUAUCUCGAUAGUUUAUUAUGUACACAAACAGAAUGUAAAAAACUCAAUUUCUGGUUCUUGGGGGACUUUACAUGCCGGAACAAUUUCUUAAUGAAUAAACUGCCAGGCACAGCUUUCCAGAGUUUGUUUUCACUCUGAGCUUGCCAAGUUACCAAACAGACCAUAUCUGACAGCCCACACUAGAUGAAUAAGGUAAGAUAAGACAAUCCUUUUUUAGUCCCACAGCUGGAAAAUUUAACUUGUUUUUCAUGAAAACAACAGCGUGUAACUCCCAUAAAACCACAAGCUGUAAUUUUGUCAUUUAUGUUUAUUUAUCUGUUAAACAAACAAGCUACCCUAUCUUAAUCAGAGAGCUUUAUCGGUGCUGGUGUAUUCUUAACUCUGGAUAGAGCCAAGCAGGCAAGCUCUUUCAUUCUACUUCCAGCCUUUACUGUAUGCUAAGCUAGGCUAACCACUUCCUGAUUCCAGCUCUGUACGUAACAAAAAGAGAAUUGGGAUCAAUCUUUUCUACUCAUUGCUGUUAAGAAAGAAAAUGAAUUGUUUGCCCGUCAAUAUACCCUCAGUUUACCUGCGAUUAGGUCAAUAUCGCUUUUCAACUAGGAUCACUGAAGAAUCGCCCUCAUUCGUAAGGCUGCUAUUACUUCAUAUUUGUCUCAUUGUCAGCAAAUUCCAUUAGAAGUCUAUCUCUUAAUACGUUCUCCAUAUCCUCAACUUCAAGCCCAUCGGUUCCUACUCUGAACAUAACACUUUUGUUACAUUUUUAAAAAGGGUCAGACAUUUCCUAAAACAGCUGUUUGCUGUUGUGUCAAACAGGAGCAAGUGGUGCCUUUGUUGGGGACUAUCUUUGGUGGUGCAUUAAUUCACAUUUGUGCUCCAAUGAGUAUUUGUGGCAGCAACACAGUGUAUGUGUGAUUGAGUCAAAAUAAACUACAGUGUGCGUGUUCAUGCUAGUGAAGAUAAUGCUAAGUGUUUUUAAUAAAUGGAGCUCUGUGGGACAGAGGAAGAAGAUAUAUCAGACUUUGUAUGCAGACAACAUGUUUUCAGGAGGAUCACUUCACUGUUGGCAUUGAUCUGGGAUUUGUUGGCAAUAAGAAGAAUAUAAAUGAUCCCCUGACCUAUCAUUUAAACUAAACUAUGCUGUAAAGUUGUAAGCUAAUAAUAUGCAGCAACUGUUCAAUAUGUAGUAAAUAUAAUUGGAGAUAUAAUUCUGCAAACAUAAUAAUGAUUAGAUUAAUGAGCUCUAGGGAUGGUAAUAUCAGUCAGUCGGCCAAUGUGCCUCUUUGGUCCAGACUGAAUAUCUGAACAUUUUAGACGGAUUGAUGCAACAUUUUGUACGGGUAACUUUGAUGAUCCUCUGACUUUCCAUCUUGCGCCAUCAUCAGAUCAAAAUUUUAUUUUGUCAAAUACUUGCGGCUGGCAAUAUUAGUCUGUCUGACGUUGCCACAAAGUUUUGGUUCAGAGAUUCAUGUCCCCAGGGGAAGAAACAUUGUGCUGUGUGACUUUUGCUCGUUGGUUUAUGACCUAAUACCUGCAUAACUGAUGGCAUAUCUAUUAGUUUCAGCUGCACCUUGUGUUAAGUGCUUAUUAGCAAAUGUUUGUAUAUAACUUGCUCAAGAUGGCGAACAUAGUUAACAUUAUACCUGCUUAGUAUUAGCAUGUUAGCAUUGUCAAUGUGUGCAAGUUUGCAUACUGAACCACUGAGCUUCACGGAGCCACUAGCAUGGCUGUAGACUCUUAGUUCUGCUGCCUUGUUUGGUGGUAUCACCAAAGUUAACAAUCCAUACUGAGACAGAAUAGAAGAGGUACAUUUGGCAUUAGAAAAAAACAAAUAGGUAAUCAGGAAUACAUGUUUUGCAGACACUAAUCCACUCUUUAUCAGUGAUAAUUGUUACAUGGGAUUAAUUGUAAUUUUAUCUCAAAACCAUAGGUGACAUCAGGAGAAAUGUGAUCUAUGGUUUAAGAUUGUGCAAGCAAAGAUGCUAUAACCUCUAAUAAUUUCAGUGAUGCUUGCAAUCAUUUUUGCUUUUAUGCCAGCAAUCACAUUUUGACUCAUUUUUAACAUGGAGUCAGAAUGUACCCAGAUGGCACUGGGAGCAAAGCCAUUCUUAUUGUGUCUAUCUGUGUCUCAUACUACAAACCACUGUGAUAUAUAAACUGUGACAUAAACAUUGUAAACUGACACUGUACAGCAGUGGCGGCUGGUGACUCCAAAAAUUGGGGAGGACAGGAGGGAAGCCAACUAUGGCAUGUUAUUUGACAUUAGUUGGCCACUCACCUUCUUAUGGUGCUUCCAAGGUUUCUUAAAAACAACAAUCAAACACUUUCUUGGCUUCCCUGCAGGUGUUGCUGUUGAGCAUUUUAAUCAGAGUUUUGAUUAAAAAAAAGAAUUAUAAUGAUUCUGAGAUUUGGAAAUGGUUUAUUUCCACCAAUUCCUCUAAUUCCUCUGCGCUGGCAAUAGCAGGGUUGUCCGCUGGUACGUAUGUACGGACAUCCGGUCUAUUCUCAGCAAUGCUUUGAGGGAAUUUAUUUAAAUUUGGCACAAACAUCUACUUCAAGGAUGACCUGAUCAAAUGUUGCAGGUCCACAUCACUGUGACCUUAUGUCUGUCCCAUUCUCAGGAACGCCUCAGAGAAUUUCUUCAAUAGGCACAAACCUUCACUUUGACUCAAAGAUGAACUGAUUAUAAUUUGGUGGUCAAACGUCAAGGUCACUGUGGCCACAACUCAAGAUUGAUAUGCUAAUUAUGACAAAUUCACACAAAUGCUUGAUAUAUAAAAUAUCACAUUGGACAGGCACCGUUGAUGUAAACUGCAACUCGACUGGUUAGCUGAUCUCCAUCUUGCCUCUCAGAAAUAGAGAAACCUUUUGCCUCUGUGGACCAGACUCCUCUGCUGUACAGUCUGUGUGUGAAAGUGUGCACUGACAAAUAUGACCAUCUAGUCCAAAGCAGGGUCACUCUCUGAUGUGGCCUGAGGCUGUGACUACUGGACAUCUGAUAUCGUAUUCAUUUUGAAUAUACUUUUUUUUACAGUGCAACAUUCUGAGGAACGUUGUUCUUCUUGUUUCCUCUUAAAAUAAACAAAGAGAUUAUUUGUCAAAGAAGGGGCUUGGAGGUUUUCUUCAUUUGGUCUUUGCAAACAUACACACACACA
Messenger RNA from Anarrhichthys ocellatus (wolf-eel), 5820 nucleotides. RefSeq names its product amine oxidase copper containing 2 (gene aoc2). Bases 36 to 2315 code for a protein of 759 amino acids. Gene Ontology annotation, biological process: amine metabolic process. Gene Ontology annotation, molecular function: quinone binding; copper ion binding; primary methylamine oxidase activity. NCBI's taxonomy places the organism in Eukaryota, Metazoa, Chordata, Actinopteri, Perciformes, Anarhichadidae. The record is from RefSeq and is a predicted model, not a curated record. The transcript is spliced from 5 exons. Gene Ontology annotation, cellular component: plasma membrane.